CUCAACUCGUUCGAUACAAGACAUCCAUUAUUGCUGCAAGCCUUUCGUCGGGACCAGCGCUGUGAGCAUCUACGCGCUGUAUACAGAAGACGCUCAUAACUGGCCUUUCUUCACGACCUGCCAGUCCGCAAUGAACAGACCGACUUUGCGAUAGCCAGUUCCUUCUUACCUGUUAACUGCUACUUGCAAAGAUGAACGACCCCGGUCUAGAUGGACCCAUCGACGAUGCCGACGGUCAAGUCCAUGAGAAUGUCCCUCACUCCAAUGACAAACAUCCAGAGGACAACAUGGACGAGGAAGAGGAGGAACGAAACUUCUUGGUGCCUACCAGGUGGUGGUACGCAUCCACCGGGUUUCCUUUGGUUGCAGGCACAUUUGGUCCCAUGGCCAAUGCCUUCAGUAUCUGCGCCCUGGUAGAAAAUUGGAGGGUAAAAAUCCCUCCAAGCGGGACGGAGGAACACGGCCUUGAUAUCAAAGACCCAAGAUGGUUAAUUGCAGUGAAUGCGGUAUCUCUCGUCUGCGCUCUGACUGCCAAUAUGUCGCUGCUUCUGAAUAUGGCCCGCCGAGUACCUUUCCAGAUCGCCCAACCUAUAACCAUCAUAGGCUUCUGGGUCGCCUCGGUGCUCCUCAUUGCUCUGAUCGCAGUGGCCUCUCAUCACUUUCAUGCUCCUGGGGUCAAGAAUCAGGCACUAACUCAAGCCUACUAUUACGCCAUUUUUGCUGCUGGACUGUAUCAAAUCAUCUCCUAUCUUAUGUGCGUUACGGUCUACGGCGCAUUUAGGGGCUACUACAGCAGGGAAUUCAAGCUUACUGUCGCUCAACGCACCCUGAUGCUGCAAACCAUUGCCUACCUCACAUACCUGCUGCUUGGAGCCUUGGUCUACUCGCAUGUCGAGGGAUGGAAAUUCUUGGACACCGUGUACUGGGCCGACUUUACAACACUCACCAUCGGCUUAGGCUCUGACUAUUCACCUUCGACGCACUUAGGCCGGAGCUUACUCUUUCCGUUUGCCAUGGGUGGUAUUAUCAUCCUGGGUUUGGUGGUAGGAUCAAUCCGAUCGUUGAUCUUGGAAAGAGGAAAGAAGAAGAUUGCCGCUCGCUUGACCGAAAAGACUCGGGCUCGACUUGUCAGGGAGAUUGCCGCGGCCACAAAAAGGCGAAGUGAUCUCCGGCGUCAGAUCGCCAUAGGACUUGGGAAGAAAACACUCGACGCUUUGACUGUUAAGCCGGGGAACGAUGAGAUCUCGGAGUUGGACAGGAGGGCAGCUGAGUUUGAGGCGAUGCGUAAGGUUCAGGACCGGGCUGCCACGCACCGCAAAUACAUGAGCCUCGGCGUGUCUUCAUUCGCAUUUGCAUUCUUGUGGUGCAUUGGAGCUUUGGUGUUCUUUCGCGCAGAGCAAAAUCAACAAUGGACUUAUUUUGACGCCCUUUACUUUUCAUACACGACACUCUUGACCAUUGGCUAUGGCGACUUUAUACCGAUGAGCAACAGUGGCAAGCCAUUUUUCGUCUUCUGGUCAUUACUGGCCGUCCCAACUUUGACCAUUUUGAUAUCCAAUAUGGGAGACACUGUGGUCAAAGCGAUCAAAGAUGCCACCAUCUGGCUAGGCGAAAUCACCGUACUGCCUAGUGAUGAAAGCAGUGCGAGAGAACGGUUGCAACAUGGGUUGCAUAAAGCGACAAUGGGGAAAGUAUCUUCACCUCAUCCGGACAUCGAAGAUGGCUCGGAAGAGGAUGCCGGAUUUCAGGAACUGCACCCUGGGCUGGCCAGGUUGUUCCGCGCAGGCGGCGAGCAACGGCGACCUGACAAGAGAUACCGUGCCAACAGGGAUGAACUCGCCAAAGAUUUUGAGCAGUCGGAAAAGGUUGACGAGAGCGAAGCCCGCGAUCAUGGAGAUCGAUUGGAAGAGGAUGAACAUCACUAUCGGCAUGUGCUCAUCUCUCAGAUCCGGAAGGUUUAUGCAGACACUACGGCAUCGACUCCGAAGCGCUACUCAUAUGAUGAAUGGGUAUAUUUUCUCCGACUAUUGGGCGAAGACGAGCGAGACGCCACAUCUCACAAACAUGCUCCCGAGCUGGAGGACUUGACCAGUCGACACGACGAUGAUGCCACUCGCCAAAAAGCGUUCGAGCUUGCCGGACAGGAAGGUGCUUAUGGAAAAGGCAACGAAAAAGCCCCGGACAAGAAACGGGAAAAAGUGAAAUGGAGCUGGAUCGGUAAUCGAAGUCCUCUGAUGGGGGACAAAGAGGAAGCCGAAUGGUUGCUAGAGAAAAUGUUUGAAAGACUGGAAGAGAGUCUUCGGGGUGAAGGAAAGCAGAAGGAAAAUCAGGUCAAGAAGGAGACCAGGAAACAUCAUCCUAGCGAGCAAACGCGAUGUCAGGACGGGGAAGAGGAUGGCUCCAGUGAAGAGACCUUGGCUCGCAGAGAAUCUGGUGGAGUCAGUAAGGAACGAAAGCAAGAGGAAAAGGAUGGCAGUUCUUGAUGGGCUUUCUUGAAAUGAUUGUUGCUCGGUACCUGUGUCCUUUGGUGUCUGAUUUGGUAUCGGCAGGGCGAAUUCUGUGGGUUGUGAGAUCUGGACACUCUUGAAUUUAGCGAAGGAGUUGGUGGGCAGAAAUCGUGUUCUUGUCGGACAGGAAUUGAAUUUCUUGGUCUACUGUGUUAUCCUAUUCAAUCCAGACUCUGUCAGGCAGUCUAUCUAGACAGGAAUUGCACAUCCAACUUGGC
Exophiala xenobiotica is the source of this 2725-nucleotide messenger RNA. RefSeq lists its product as uncharacterized. Gene Ontology annotation, biological process: potassium ion transmembrane transport; stabilization of membrane potential. NCBI's taxonomy places the organism in Eukaryota, Fungi, Ascomycota, Eurotiomycetes, Chaetothyriales, Herpotrichiellaceae. Gene Ontology annotation, cellular component: membrane. Gene Ontology annotation, molecular function: potassium ion leak channel activity. Bases 192 to 2483 code for a protein of 763 amino acids. The record is from RefSeq and is a predicted model, not a curated record. The transcript is spliced from 4 exons.